Messenger RNA from Durusdinium trenchii, 1545 nucleotides. The record is from the annotation of a GenBank genome assembly. NCBI's taxonomy places the organism in Eukaryota, Dinophyceae, Suessiales, Symbiodiniaceae.
AUGUCUUGUCCGAGCAAGCAACCACGACCCGAGCCACUGAGAGAACAUGAAGAACGUGUUCGCGAUCUCAAAUGCCGAUUGCACGAUCUCAGCGCCCGAGAGCAGCUGCUGAUGAUUGGUGCACGAGCGGCAGAGGUUCAUCUUCCAGAGUUUCCGGAGCUUGCCAGAGCUGUGGAGUACCUUUUGCCAGAUCUCCACCUAAGCUCCAAGUCCUGCAGAGCUGCCUUGGUACGAGUUCUUUUUGGCAGAGCGUUGCACUACGGCCUGAUCGUUCUGCUACUGAUUGAUACACUACUGGUGAUGGCAGGACUCCAAAUUAAGAUCGAAGUUGUGGCACUGCAGGGCAUGGCCAUUGGCCACUGUUUCAGUGCAGCUUUGGAAAGCAACCUUUCUGAGAGCCUUCAGCAUCAUCACGACUUUUCUCACACGAAUGGUGGUCUUCAGUGUGUAAGGGAACAGUCGGAGUACGAGUUUGCAGAAAGCUUGGAGAACUUGGACCAUGUCUUCAUUGUGAUGAGCAUGAUCAUCCUUUGCAUAUUUUUGUUGGAAAAUGUUCUCUUUAUCGUUGCCUUCCGCUGCAACUACUUCAGGAUUCUAUUUUUUCCCUUCGACCUGCUGGUCGUCCUACUGUCGCUGGGGACUGAGAUCCUCAGCCUCGCCAGUCCCUCGCUGGGACAGCUGGAAAACCCUUUGCAGACCCUGGGUCAAAAGGCCAGCAUCUCCAGCGGAGCGGUUUCUCCUCUGAUUGCACUGCUCAUCUUGGGUCGCUUUUGGCGUUUCUUCCGGAUUGGCCAUUCGGUGUACUUGCUGCAAGGGACCGAGGACAUUGAAGAAGGGGAGCACAAGGACACCCUCAUUGAAGAGUACAAUAAGGAAUGCUGGGUACUUCCAUUGGAUGAUGCUCCUGUCACCAAAGCUUUGGCAAAGGAGAACAAACUGCGAAGCAGUCCUGGAUUUGCCAGCACCACAGCGGCAAAAUUUAAUGAUUCCACAUCCAACAAGGAUGACUUUCACAGUUGGAGCGCCAGCGAGGUGCGCCACGCAAAGCAGAAGAGCUGCAAACCAAAGGUGGGCCGCACCCACACUCUCCCCAGAGGGGACUUGUUGGAGAAGAGGUCUGUGACGCACGACGUCUUUGGCUUGCCAGUUCGGUUCGCCAGUGAAGCCGCCAAGCCGCCGAGGCCCAACCUUUUCUUGGGAAUCCGGAGUUACCCGCCGUCCACCUCGUACAGAGCCGAGUUCAAAGAUCCCAAGAACAGGCGCCCAGCAUCAGCCGGAGCGACGUCAACGGGCUCACGACCGUCGACGACGAGCAGCUCCAGGCGGCCUGCUACUGCUGGGGCAGUGCGCACCCCACCUUUCACAGCUGGCACGAGGCAGCCGGACGCAUCGCCGCAGAACAGGCGGCGCUGUCAGUCUGCUCCCGCCUGUGGCCGUACAGGUUCGAGUUCAGAGGCCGAGCGGCUUCGAUGGGAAGCAAAGAUGCAGUUGGAUGAGGAGACUUUAAAGAUGCGCCGGGUGUGCUACAUGAGCCCUGGUCAGUGA